GGGUGUUACGUCACUUCCGGCGCGCCGCCGCCCUGCUCUAGUCCCGAGGAGAUGGCGGCCGCUGUGCGUAGCCAGUGGUUCCGGUGCUGCUCCGCCCUGCUCAGACAAGGUUUUCCUGUUCUGGCUAAUGCUAGGAGACGCUGUUUCUCAGGACUGAGUGGCCCAUGGAACAAAAUGGUGGGAGUGGGUUUUGGAGUAGCUCUGUGUGCAGUCCCUAUUGUACAGAAACAUGAGCCCACUUCUCUCAGUCAUGAAGCCUUGAUUAGAAGGGCAAUUUCUCUGGUAACAGACAGUACUUGUACUCUUCUCUCUCAAACAACAUAUGCAUUAAUUGAAGCAUUAACAGAGUAUACAAAGGCAGUUUACACACUGGUGUCUCUCUACCGGCAAUAUACAAAUCUUCUUGGGAAAAUGAAUUCCAAAGAGGAGGAUGCAGUAUGGCAGGUGAUCAUAGGAGCGAGAGUUGAGAUGACUACAAAGCAGCAAGAAUUCCUGAAGUUAGAAUCCAGUUGGAUGACUGCUUUACAUCUUUCAGAGAUGGCAGCAGAAGCUGCAUAUCAAUCAGGUGCAGAUCAAGCUUCAGUGACAGCUCGCAACCAUAUUCAGCUGGUGAAAACACAGGUGCAAGAGGUACGACAGCUGUCACAGAAAGCAGAGACCAAAUUAGCUGAAGCUCAGACAGAAGAGCUCAUUAACACAAAAGUUAAUGAAUCAUCACAGCCCUGCAGCAUCCCCAAAACCACAGAGGAAGUCGAAGAGUCUUAUCUUCGCGAAGACUGAAAAAAAACCCUUCUAAAUAUCACCUUUGGAGUAUUUGAUAGCAUACCACUAAUUCCAGGGCCCUGAGAUUCCCACAUCGUUAAGAAAAUAGAUGUUGGAUAAGGAAAAGGCAUUGAAGACAGGCAUGCUAUCUGUUGAUAAUUGGUGGCAGUGGGCAAUAAUUCUCUCCCCCACAGAUUUGCUAUACCUUAGCCACCAGCCAGAUUCAGGUGUUUGAAACUUCUUUAUUUUUUAAAUUACCAUUAUUAUAAUAUGAAUUGUUAGUAAAUUUUUAUUUAAGUGUACAACUAUGCAAAUGUGAAAUUAGCUGUUAAAGAUACUUUGUUGAUGAGUGUUUGGAUCUGCUGCCAUGAGGGUCUAAUUCAGAUGAUUUAAUACUAAACCCUUGGAAAUUCCCAACGUCUAAAACUAAUUGUAGAUUGCAACCAAAGAGGGACAUUUAAAAAUAAUUAUUUCUAGUCUAUGAAGCAAGUUAAUCUUAGUGGGUAUUAUAUCUCCAGUCGAACAACAGAAUUACAUUUCAUUGUCAGAAAGUCAGUUUGGUUAACAAUGUUGAUUUUUUAGUGCUGUUUUCUAAUUAUUUUGACUGUGACAAUUCAUAAUGGAUAUCUCAUUGUUUAAUAAAACGCAAACUACUGUAGUCUAAUUGCACUUAAUUGUAUCAAAAGAAGAAACUGAUAGAAUUGCUACAAAUCUUGGAAAUCUAAGAUCUAUACUCAGUGAUUACUGUAGUAUAGAGUAUGGCAGAUGUGUUUAUGCAGACUUGCUUGUAAUCUAAUAGGAACACAACCAGCAUGAUGCAAUACAACUGGUUUUCCAUGGUAGUAAAGGAAGGAUUUUGUUGCUGUGCCACAUUUAAAAUAGUGUGUGUGUCAAUAGGGAACAUAGUGUUGCAAAGGCAGACACACCACAAAUAGUGGCAAAUGCUAUUUGAUCACAGAACACAGUGCUCAGAAUGUGAAUUUUCAAGCAGCGUAGCUGCAGUCUGCUCCAAAUUGCAGGGAAAAUGUAGCUUCCUCUUUGAUAGUCAAAUGACAGUGUUUCACUGUCUGCUGGGUUUUCAAACCACAUUUCAACAGUUCAUGAGUAUCUCAUUUCUUUCCCUUUAUGUCAUUUAAGCAGUUUAAUUUAAUAUUGAAUAUAUGGUUGUAUUUCCCCAAAUUCAUGUGUUGUUUUACUAUCUGUACUGUAGAACGGUGGCGACUAGAUUUUUAUGAAAAGCUCCCUUUAAUAUUUGUGUAAUGCUGAAUUACAAGACAGCUGAGUAUUGGUAAUAUAUAUUUAGCCAAUAGGGAUGGUUUAGAGAAACAGAAUUCUGUGUAUUAGUAAUUGUUACAUUUGUUUAAAGUGCCAUUUUCUACAGGACCCCAGUCCGUGUGAAAGUUCCCGCCCCAAGAUUUCUUGAUAUUCUUGUGUUAGAUUAUAGGUUCUGGACUUGUUUUGGCAUUUAUAACUAGCACUGAGUGUUUGAAAGUCUUCCAGCCCAAUACCACCCUUCCCUGAGAAUAUCUUUCUGAACUUCAUUUCCAUGUUACCUUUUUAAUAAGGGGAUCGGAUCCCUGUAACACUGUGCGACUGCAGCUAAUGGGGAGUUUUAAACUAUAGUUAGAUUAAACUACACAAGAAAAGAGUGCAGAGUAAUCUUAGGUCAUUGUAACUCUCCUGCAUUAGUAAGAAAUAAAAUAUUUCCUGGGUGAUAUUUGCUUCGUUGCAAUCAAAUGUUUGGGUUUGUAAAUGU
Emys orbicularis (European pond turtle) is the source of this 2518-nucleotide messenger RNA. RefSeq names its product diablo IAP-binding mitochondrial protein (gene DIABLO). The transcript has 6 exons. Lineage: Eukaryota; Metazoa; Chordata; Testudines; Emydidae. The record is from RefSeq and is a predicted model, not a curated record. Gene Ontology annotation, cellular component: mitochondrion. Gene Ontology annotation, biological process: intrinsic apoptotic signaling pathway in response to oxidative stress; neuron apoptotic process. The coding region runs from base 52 to 780 and encodes 242 amino acids.